Messenger RNA from Chlamydomonas reinhardtii, 1054 nucleotides. RefSeq lists its product as uncharacterized. Gene Ontology annotation, molecular function: structural constituent of chromatin; protein heterodimerization activity; DNA binding. The coding region runs from base 86 to 553 and encodes 155 amino acids. The record is from RefSeq and is a predicted model, not a curated record. Gene Ontology annotation, cellular component: nucleosome. The transcript has a single exon. Gene Ontology annotation, biological process: nucleosome assembly. NCBI's taxonomy places the organism in Eukaryota, Viridiplantae, Chlorophyta, Chlorophyceae, Chlamydomonadales, Chlamydomonadaceae.
CCAUCGCGGGCCAAAAUGUUUAAACGCGCGAAUUUCUGCACUUGGCCCCCCACAACCCUACUCCAACACAUUCCUUAUCGCAACCAUGGCCCCUAAGAAGGACGAGAAGAAGGACGCGGCCGCUCCCGAGGCUGCUGAGCCGAAGGCGGAGAAGGAGUCCAAGCCCAAGGCGGACAAGGCCGCCAAGAAGGCCAAGAAGUCGCCCGCUAAGAAGGCUGCCAAGGAGGGCGGCGACGGCGAGAAGGGCGACAAGAAGAAGGGCAAGAAGAAAUCGUCGGUCGAGACCUACAAGCUCUACAUCUACAAGGUGCUCAAGCAGGUGCACCCCGACACCGGCAUCAGCAGCAAGGCCAUGUCGAUUAUGAACAGCUUCAUCAACGACAUAUUCGAGAAGGUGGCCACCGAGGCCUCCAAGCUCAGCCGCUACAACAAGAAGCCCACGGUCACCUCCCGCGAGAUCCAGACCGCGGUGCGCCUGGUGCUGCCCGGCGAGCUGGCCAAGCACGCGGUGUCGGAGGGCACCAAGGCCGUGACCAAGUUCACCUCGGGCUAAAGCGGCUCUGGGGCCAGUGGCGCGGAGCGGGCGUGUCGGCGUGCGGGGCCUGCGGCGCAGGGCGCGUGUCAUACGCGGGCCCCCGGCACCGCUCCGGGCUGGAGCUGCGUGGAGCUGAGACUUCUUUCCUUCAAACCCGGUGUUUAUCAACACCACCAGAAUGCGGGACUGGGGAGUUGGGGGCAGGAGGAGGGGUGCGAGCGGGGCGCGGGUUGGAAAGGGGGCGUGUGCAGGGGGCGACUGCUGAGCAUGCUGGCUUGGGGAGGCCCAGAUCCAGACUCACAGGAGCGUCACUCCAGAGGGCGCAGCCCUGACUCGGUCGCGUGUUGUCCAACGCCCUCGUACAAAGAGCCUGUUAUACAGUACAUGUACAGGAAUGCCCUGUCAGAAACGCGUGCUUGCGUCGGGACCGAACUUGCCCGGACGGCUGUUGCACGAGUGCGAGGGAGCGGGUCUGCGGCAGAUUGUUCAGCAUGCGUGCAUUUGUAACUUGCAAGGGGC